AAACAAAAAAGAGAAAUAAGAUUAUGGAGGCGGAGAGAGUGCAGUCCAUCGCCUCACAAUCCCAAAACGAGGACACAAUCCCGCCCCAAUUCAUCCGGUCCGCCGCCGAGCAGCCGGCGGCGACCACCGUGCGCGGCGUGGUGCUCCAGAUCCCGGUGAUCGACGUCGGCGGCGGCGGAGACGAGAGCGAGAUCGUUGGGUCGAUUAAGGCGGCGAGCGAGGACUGGGGAAUGUUCCAGGUGGUGAACCACGGCAUACCCGAUGACGUCAUCUCGCGGCUGCAAAACGCCGGCAGAGAAUUCUUCGAGCUGCCUGUCGAGGAGAAGGAAUUGAUAGCAAAAACGCCGUCGUCGGGGAUCGAAGGCUACGGGACGCGGCUGCAGAAGGAGGUCGACGGCAAGAAGGGGUGGGUCGACCACCUGUUUCAUAGGAUUUGGCCGGCGGCGGCGGUUAAGUACGAUUUCUGGCCGAGAAAUCCGCCGUGUUACAGACAAGCAACCAAAGACUAUGGGGAGAGGCUUAAAGAGGUAUCCGAAAAGCUAAUCAAGUGGCUCUCAAUUGGGCUUGGGUUGGACGAGUCGCGGCUCAAGGUGGCUAUGGGUGGUGACGAGACGGUUUUCUUAUUGAAGAUAAACUAUUACCCACCGUGCCCCCGCCCAGACCUUGCCCUAGGCGUGGUGGCCCACACCGACAUGUCGGCUCUAACAGUCCUUGUCCCGAACGAAAUCCAAGGCCUCCAGGUUUUCAGGGGUGGGGAGUGGUAUGAUGUUAGGUACAUAAAAAAUGCCCUUAUUAUACACAUUGGGGACCAAAUUGAGAUACUAAGCAACGGGAAGUACAAGGCCGUGUUUCAUCGCACGACGGUGAACAAGGAGAAUACGAGGAUGUCUUGGCCGGUGUUUAUCGAGCCGCCAGCCGAGCAUGAAAUCGGGCCUAUUCCGGAACUUGUGGAUGAGAAAAGCCCUCCAAAAUACAAGACUAAGAAGUAUAAGGAUUAUGCCUAUUGCAAGCUCAACAAGAUUCCACAAGUGCAGUACAUCGCCUCUCAAUUCCAAAACAAGGACACAAUCCCGCCGCAAUUCAUCCGGUCCGCCGCCGAGCAGCCAGCGGAGACCACCGUGCGUGGCGUGGUCCUCCAGAUCCCGGUGAUCGACGUCGGCGGCGGAGACGAGAGCGAGAUCGUGGGGUUGAUUAAGGCAGUGAGCGAGGAUUGGGGGAUGUUCCAGGUGGUCAACCACGGCAUACCUGAUGACGUCAUCUCGCGGCUGCAAAACGCCGGUCGAGAAUUCUUCGAGCUGCCGGCCGAGGAGAAGGAAUUGAUCGCCAAAACGCCGUCGUCGGGGAUCGAGGGCUACGGGACGCGGCUGCAGCAGGAGGUUGACGGCAAGAAGGGGUGGGUCGACCACCUGUUUCAUAACAUUUGGCCCCCGCCGGCGGUUAAUUACGAUUUCUGGCCGAGGAAUCCGCCGUGUUACAGGCAAGCAACCGAAGACUAUAGGGAAAGGCUUAGAGAGAUAUCUGAAAAGCUAAUCAAGUGGCUCUCGAUUGGGCUAGGGUUGGAUGAGCCGCGGCUCAAGGUGGCUAUGGGUGGCGAUGAGACGGUUUACUUGUUGAAGAUAAACUAUUACCCGCCGUGCCCCUGCCCAGACCUUGCCCUAGGCGUGGUGGCCCACAGUGACAUGUCGGCCCUAACAGUCCUUGUCCCGAACGAAAUUCAGGGCCUCCAAGUUUCUAGGGACGGGGAGUGGUAUGAUGUUAGUUACAUAAAAAGUGCCCUCAUUAUAGUCAUUGGGGACCAAAUGGAGAUACUAAGCAACGGGAAGUAUAAGGCCGUGUUUCAUCGCACGACGGUGAACAAGGAGAAUACAAGGAUGUCUUGGCCAGUGUUUAUCGAGCCGCCGGCCGAGCAUGAAAUCGGGCCUAUUCCAGAGCUUGUGGAUGAGAAAAGCCCACCAAAAUACAAGACUAUGAAGUUUAAGGAUUAUGUCUACCGCAAGCUCAACAAGAUUCCAAUGUGAUUAUUUAACGGAUGUUGCUUGGUUUUGUUCAUGUCUUUUGGAUGUUGUGAUAUUUACAUGUUUGCUAGGUUACUCCAAGGUCUACAUAAAAUAAACACUUGGAGGAGAUUAAUGUAAUUCCAACUAUAUAUUUUAUGUAAAACAACAGUUUUGUUUUUGACAAACAAUAGAACAAAUGAACAAUAAUGGUACAAGAGAAUAUAUUUGUAGCAAACAUUUGAAAGAAAC
Striga asiatica is the source of this 2246-nucleotide messenger RNA. Lineage: Eukaryota; Viridiplantae; Streptophyta; Magnoliopsida; Lamiales; Orobanchaceae. The record is from the annotation of a GenBank genome assembly.